AUGAAGUCCAAAAGGGGCUCCAUGUCCGGCAUGCCAUACUCCCCCAAUUACAACGGUUACACCAGUCCCAGGCUGCAGCAGCGGUCCCAGUUCUACUCCAAUUACCAGCCCGUGUUACUAAAUGAUCCCAAUCCAAUUUUACCAAGCGAUCGUUUUUCCUACUUUAUGUCACCAAUGCCACUCAAUUGUCUGCAAUGGGCCCAAAGAGGCGAUUAUGAGUGUAUAGCGUUGAGCACAUACAAGGAGGGAUUCACAAACAAGAUCCAGAUAGUCCAUGGAAGUGGAUAUAGAAGCGAAGACGGCGAAAAGGACAGAAUGAAUGACACUAGAACCACCAGUGGAGACACCAGAAGUGACACCAGAACCACAUCCAGUGGAGACACUAGAAUUAGAGCUGACACCAGCUCCAACAGCUCCACCAGAUCCACUUUUGACGGUUUUGACUUUAUGCUUGCGGCAGACGUCAAUGUGGAGUACCCUGUUACCCAGCUUCAAUGGGACCCCAGAAUAGCUCACGAGAGCACCGCUAGGUUGGCAGCGCUGCUGGAAGUUUUACGGUUGUUUGCCAUAACCGAUAACGACGGAGAACCGAGGCUCGAACAGACCCAUACGCUUGCGAAUCCAGCACCCAAUACCAGUGGAAAUUCGUCUCUGGAAAACGUCAAUACGCUUCCUCCCGUCACCUCGUUCGACUGGAACUCCACCGACCCCAGCAUCAUCAUCACUUCUUCCGUAGAUACCACCUGCACUUUAUGGGAUGUCAAUCGAGCCCACGGCGACUCCAAAUCCGGUCUCGAUGUAGCCAGUGUCAAGACCCAGCUUAUCGCCCACGACUCCGAGGUGUUUGACGUCAAGUUCAUCCACAACUCAACCAACGUGUUUGCGUCGGUGGGCAACGACGGUUCCAUGAGAGUUUUCGACCUCCGGUCGCUCGAGCACUCCACCAUCAUUUAUGAGCCUGGACCGGCUCUGCUCACCAAUACCGGCCCCGGUCCUGCUUCCAGUUCUCCGUUGGCACGAGGAUCAACCCCAUCACAGCAGCUGCCACUAACUUCAUCAAAUGCACUUUUGAGGCUUUCUGCUUCCAACAUCGACCAACACCAUCUCGCAACCAUCGGUGCGAAUUCCAAUAAUGUGAUAAUAAUCGAUAUGCGAAUGCCCGGAUUGCCGCUAGCAACCCUCGACGCUUCUCUCGGAGCCACAAAUAGCGGUGCUAUCAAUUGCUUGACAUGGCACCCAACAGCCAAUUACUUGCUUACCGGCGGAGACGACUGCCAGGCGCUCAUAUGGGACUGUAGCAACCUCCAAGCACCCAAGGGCCAACUCAUGGAAACGGCAGCUACAGACGCACCUGUGCUUUCGUAUGAGGAAGACUUGGAGGUCAAUUCUGUGUGCUGGCGGAGCCUGGGAGAGUGGUUUGGGGUGGUGAGUGGGAAGGGUUUUCAGGCUGUGCUGAUCGGAUAA
Molecule: messenger RNA, 1464 nt
Organism: Meyerozyma guilliermondii ATCC 6260
Lineage: Eukaryota; Fungi; Ascomycota; Pichiomycetes; Serinales; Debaryomycetaceae
Exons: 1
Coding region: 1-1464 (487 amino acids)
Cellular component (GO): nucleus
Molecular function (GO): protein binding
Source: RefSeq, a predicted model, not a curated record